GAAGCUAAUGAAGGCAAAAUUUCACCACCAGAACACAUCAACCACAUAAGGUCCAUGGCCGGUGUCGACCACGUGGGCCUCGGGGCUGGUUACGAUGGCAUAAACAGAACGGCAGCGGGCCUCGAGGACGUGUCCAAGUACCCUGAGCUAUUCGCCGAACUCCUCCGCGACGAAACGUGGUCUCUGCAGGACCUGAAGAAGCUCGCGGGAGUCAAUCUGCUGCGCGUGUUUCGGGAAGUGGAACAGGUGCAAGAGGCUCUGGAGGGGGAGACGCCCUCGGAAGACAUUAUCCCCAUCCACGACAUCGACGCCUACUGGCCCUGCAGGUACAAGUUCGCCAACGUCGACCUGGAGCGCUCGAGGAGGUAAUUCCGGCCGAAGGAGGCGCAGGCGGAGGAUUCCCGAGCGCCGAGGGAGGGACGCGGCGCCAGCGGGACGACGGCGGCGCCCUUCGAAUGAGCGGCGCGGCGCGGGGAAGCACACGCGGCCGUUUCUACUAUCCUUCUCUUUCUGUCUAUCUGUAUAUAUUUUCCUAUCUGUUUAUAUAUCUGUCUAUCUAUUUAUCUGUUUGUCUGUCUCUAUUCAUCUUUUUAUCCCUCUCUCUCCCUCCC
This is a messenger RNA of Penaeus monodon (black tiger shrimp), 611 nucleotides long. Its product is annotated as dipeptidase 1-like. Bases 55 to 369 code for a protein of 104 amino acids. The record is from RefSeq and is a predicted model, not a curated record. Lineage: Eukaryota; Metazoa; Arthropoda; Malacostraca; Decapoda; Penaeidae. The transcript is spliced from 3 exons. Gene Ontology annotation, biological process: proteolysis. Gene Ontology annotation, molecular function: metallodipeptidase activity.